CCGUAAUUUUCUUCCCCAAACUAAUAUUCUUACGACGGCGGCGCUGUGAGCAAUGACCAGCGGCGGAGAAGAACCCCGGCGGCAAAAUCAAAACCUCGACGACGAUGAUUGUCCGGUAAACACAGUUAUCAUGGAGGAAAACCCAUGUACUGAAUCUAGUUCAAAGCCCAAAAUUUUAGUAAUCAUGGGACCAACUGGGGCUGGCAAAUCCAAACUCGCUAUUGACCUCGCAUCACAUUUCCCAAUUGAAAUCAUCAACGCCGACUCCAUGCAGGUGUAUAGUGGAUUGGAUGUUCUAACCAAUAAAGUGCCACUCCUAGAGCAAAAGGGGGUGCCGCAUCAUUUGUUGGGUACCAUCAGUCCUAACGUUGAAUUCACAGCUAAACAUUUCAAGGAAGCUGCUAUUCCUCUAAUUAAGGAGAUAUGCUCCCGUGGCAGGCUACCGGUCAUAGUCGGCGGAACAAAUUACUACAUCCAAGCUCUGGUAAGUCCCUUCCUCAUAAAUGAUUCUGUGGAUGACAUGGAAGAAAAUUGCCCAUUAGAUCCUGCCGAAACUGGAGAUGUGAUGUUGGAGGUUGUAGCAGAGAAUUCUGCCUUGACUUAUGAAUUUCUCAAAGAACUUGACCCUGUGGCUGCAAAUCGUAUUCAUCCUAAUGAUCAGAGAAAGAUCUCUCAAUAUCUGACGUUGUACACACGAUUUGGUGUUCUUCCCAGCAAACUUCUGCAGGAGAAGGCUAUGGAGAACUGGGGUCAAGUUGAUAAUUUCCACUAUGAUUGCUGUUUCAUCUGUGUGGAUGCAUCCCUUGCUGCACUGGAUGAUUAUGUUGGGAAAAGGGUGGAUUGCAUGGUGAAUUCUGGUCUGCUCGAUGAAGUUUUUGAUAUUUACACGAUGAAUGCAGACUAUACUCGGGGAUUACGACAAGCAAUUGGAGUCCGUGAAUUUGCAGAUUUUCUUGAAUUUUACAUGCAUGGUCCAGGGCAUGGAUGUGAGAAUUCGGAUUAUCUAAUAUCAGUUGAUAGGAAAUGUAAACAUCUGAGGCAAAUCCUAGAGGCACCAACUGAAAACCAGCUCAAAGUCCUGUUAACCGAUGCCAUAGAGAGAGUGAAGUUAAACACCAGAAGACUUGUACGCCGCCAAAAGAGGAGGCUAAAACGACUGCAAAUGCUUUUUGGGUGGAUCAUCCACCAUGUUGAUUCAACAGAAUCAUUAUUAUGUUUCUCUGACGAUCUAUGGGCAUCUCAAGUGGUGGAACCCGCUCUCAGAAAUGUCAAUUCUUUCCUUCAUGGUAAUACCACCUUGGAAGAGCCGACAAAGACUCUCCAGGGAAUGAAGUUAGUUGAAAGGGACCUCUGGACACAAUAUCGUUGCGAGGUUAGUGAUGAGGCAAACUUGGAAGACUGAUUCAGUAUUUUGCUUUCAUGAACUAAACUAUCACCUCAUCAGCCUCAUAACAUCUCCAAUCAAUUCCAGGCAUGCGGCGAUAAGGUGCUUCGAGGGUUGCAUGAGUGGGAGCAGCAUACUCAAGGCCGCAGUCAUCGUAAGCGAGUAUCUCGGCUUAAGAAGUCUGGAAUGUAUACUCAAUGUGUACAACAACAGUAAAAAUCUCGUGUGUCUUCACAACUUUAUGUACACAUUGAGUUCAUGGUUCUGGAAAUCAUGUAUUGGAGGCUUCAAACCAGUUGGUUGUUCUAUGCAUCUCUGUUAGAGCUUGACGAAAUUGGACAAAUGCUGUGUCACUUUGUCUGGGCACCUUGGUCCUGACCCAUCUGGGAGUUCUUACUUCCUCGUCCAGCUCAACAUGAAUAACUACCUACCUUUGAAGUGAAGGCGUUCUAGACUAGGAAAUCUGCAUGUUGUACUUUGGUUUAGUUGGAUCCUGUAUCAUCAACUGGGAAUUUAGUUAUCGGAUACACAGAAGUGUACCAUUUUUUUCUAAUCAGUUGUGACUUUGUGUCUUCUUAGUACUGACUUCUGAACAGUCAACGGACUUGGCAAAACACGAUCACCCAGUCUCUGAUUUCAUAAAAUUACUAAUUUUCUCUAUCAAAGUAUUAUGAUGGCCCAUCGGGAGCAAUACCUAAG
Oldenlandia corymbosa var. corymbosa is the source of this 2083-nucleotide messenger RNA. Lineage: Eukaryota; Viridiplantae; Streptophyta; Magnoliopsida; Gentianales; Rubiaceae. The record is from the annotation of a GenBank genome assembly.